Molecule: messenger RNA, 3681 nt
Organism: Parascedosporium putredinis
Lineage: Eukaryota; Fungi; Ascomycota; Sordariomycetes; Microascales; Microascaceae
Source: the annotation of a GenBank genome assembly
AUGGCGGCGACCGGACCGAACAGUGGCGCGGAAACUACGCAGCAGGUCGCAUCAAGUCCACAGACACACAAUGCCGAACCAACAUCUUCGCGAGCUACCCCAGAUGUUAGUAUCUCACCUAACGAACACCGAGCAAUAAACCCAGAGGAAUCUCACAACGAAAAUGUGCCCCAACGCGCCGAGCCGCCGCCCCGAUUCCCAGAUGAAGGCAGGACAGGCGAUCCCGAGCACAUUGAAGAUGGGGCCGGCAGCCAGGCUACUCACUCCAGCCAUAGUCUCCUGCAGCCAACUGAGAAAACUCCCUAUGGCUGGCGUCCUCGGUAUCUACGACGGAGAGUGUUUGGUCUCUUCAUAGCAGGAUUUCUCAUUCUUGCUGCCCUCAUUGUCCUUCUAUGGGCCAUCUCGAAGCAGCGGAAUGGGCUUACCGCGGCCAAGGAAUCGCUCUACUACCUCUGGAUGUUUAGCCCGACGAUAGCUUUUACGGUAUUGCUAUCUGUAUGGACGCGCGUCGAUUAUCAAAUCAAGCGAUACAUGCCCUGGAUCCAACUAGCACACAGCACAUCUCCCAACGCUCGUCGGCAGCGCGGCUCGCCGAUUGAUUCCAGGCGAGCCUUAUUCCUGGACUACGCCAACAUGGCGCAAGUCAAAGUGGCGUGGACUUCGUGGAAACACCGCGACCUCCUCGUGUGGGGCUCAACCAUGCUCUCCUGGCUCUUUUUCGUCCAAAUCACCCUGUCCACGGGAUUGCUCAACCUCGAGGACGUGGCCAUGCAGGAGACCACCGCGCUCAACGUGUAUGACGCGUUCGAGCAGAUCACGGGAACGGACCAAGACGUCUUGAACAGCAAGAUUCCCUCCCUCAUGAUGAACGGCAUGGCGAUUCUCAACUUGUCGCUUCCGCUCGUCCACCACCUCGGCAACGCGUUUCAACGGUUCGGCCCUCGCUCGGAUGCCGACUCCGCGUCCCUUAGUCAAUAUGCGUCGCUGGAGACCACGCUGGAUGUGACGUGGGUGGACCCCAUCUGCGAGCGGCUUGAUGUCACGGCCGAACAAUGGGAUGAGGACGCGAUGGCUAAUUAUUUCGGGCUGGACAUUUCCUUUGAUUCGCCUCACUGCGAGACGCACCGUCACAUUAUUAGUUCCGUGAACAAAUGGGAUGUGCCGCCGCUCGGUCAGAGCUACUACUGGGUCUACAACGAGAAAGGCAACUGCAAGUUUCCAGGCGUGCAGUCGGAUUCGACGUCAACCAUCAUCUCCGCCGUGAUCGAAGUGAAUACCACCGAAGACCAGAUACAGUACGUCGCCUCGUCCGCCUUUGCCUGCCAAGUCGCGCUCGUACUGGCAGAGCAAGUCCCCGUGACCGUCACCGACGGCUUGGACAUCACAGCAGCCCUGGAUGCAGCGACCGCGAGCAAGACUUUGGACGGAAACAUCGUGGACCAUAUGAAACGGUUUCGCGGGGACGACCUGCGAGAUGGCGCGGAACAGCAAAUGCGUACAGGUUCGGAUUACGUCGACGCGAUUUUCCUCUCGCCGUACCGUCUCGGCGCACGGAUUACCCCCGGUGGCGUUCCUUCGGUCCCGGAGCUUUUGGAUGGUAGGUUGGAGGAUCUCGUCAAGGCGUGGAUCAGGGUCGUCUCCGCAAAGGGCACUGUCUUGCGGCAAAGGCUUAUCGUGAAGGAGUCUACCGCAUGGUCCAUGUUUGGGGUUUCAAUCGUAAUGACAGGACUUCUGCUGUUCAUGUACGUCGAGGCGGCGAGGACCUCAAGUUUCUCGUCCUUUGUCACCCGGGACCCGGAUUCCAUUGCGGGUUGCGCUGCCCUUCUCGCCAAGAGCGAGCAGUUUCUUGACUCGCUCAUGGGAACCGGCGAUGCCAAUGUAGCAGAAUUGAAGAGGAGGCUACGGGAACGUACCGUACAACCCUGCUUCUACCGCCCGGACCGUUUCCCCAGGAGCACUUCCUCCUCGUCGAUGAGGGCACCCCAGACUCUCCCGCCUCCGAGGGGCCGCGAACGUAGGCAACGCCAAGGAGAGCGGGCGUGGUUCGUAUACUUAUCGUCCAUGGUCCCUCCGACGGUGGUGCCAACUCUGUUUUUCGAGGCGCUUGCCAUCUACCUAAAGAGCUGCGACUUCAACAUCCGGUUUCUGACGCCCAUGGUGACUCUGCAAAGCGGAGAGGUCCAUUUCGACGAGGCUGUGGGGAUUUCGUACGCCAACGCCUUUGGCCCGGUCGUGCUCUGGAAAGCGCUGCGACACAGGAACUGGAACGUAUUUCUCUCCAAAGUCAUCGCUUGGCUCGUUACCCUGCUGCCCAUCGUCACGAAUGCUCUCUUCGCCGUUGAGAUGGGAGAGGUGCGGCAGACUGUGCAACUACAGCAGCAAACCUGGUUUGCGGCGGACGAUUCCGUGACCUCGUCGUACGAGGCUCCGUCUGCGAUUGGCGGGAUGCUGCUGGCGGACAAGGACGCCAACAUGUCGUUUCCGCAGUGGACGUACGAGGAGUACGCGAUUCACCGACAAGCCAUUCUCCAGGGAGGCGAAGAACUCGUGGGCACGGUGCAAGCGUCUGUUCCCGCCGUAGCUGUUAGCUCGAAACCGUCGGUGCUCAGCGUCAAGUACGGUGACGAGGGUUUGACGUGUUUAAGAAAUAUCAAAUGCGAGGAUCACACCUACUUUGGCGCGGUGCUGGGCGGUGAGGUGGAAUCGUCCUCGUGCGGCAAGACCGGUCUACCCGCCACGAGCUAUGUCUGGGGAGUCUGCGAAGGCAACGAAGUGACGUUCAUCAAGGGCCUCAACUGCACCGAAGUAGCCCAUGAGAUAGAUCUCGACGUGCGUUUUCUAGAUGCGCAAAUGCGUCUCGAUACCAUCGUCUACCCACCGACACCCAAGCUCGACACUCGCCGACAGAGUUCCUUCCACGGGGAAGCAGACAGCCUCUACAGCUUCAUCGACUUUAUCGCCUCCAGCCACCUAGGCCUCCCUUCGAAUAGCGACCUCCACGGGUUAUUCGAAGCCGUGACGAGAUCUCGCUGGGCGGUGCCGCUGGAAAAGCUCGGGCUCGACUCGGCGAGCGAGGAGGUGGCAGCCGCUAUCAGCAAACACCACGGCAUCAUCCGCGCGCAGACGCUCAACUAUGACGGGCGGCCGAGCAUGGCGCAGACACCCGUGAUACGUCGUCCUUUCGACGAGGAUGGCGACCUCCCCGCCCCGAAAUACCCGCCUUUGACAGCGGAUCCGCCUGCGCCGUUUGAUGCGUCUCUUCGAACGGCGGAGAACAGACUCCUGCAGAAAAAGGGAGCGACGUGGACCGUCAUCGCCAUUCUCGCGGCGAUUCUUUUGCUACAGGCGGCCCUGCUCGCCGAUUCGUCUCUCUUCAUGUACCUGCCCGAUGACGCGGAGUGGCGCUCCGAUGGGAAGCUGAGCAAGCAUUUUGGCGGGGUGAAAUUCCGUAUCGGGAGGUUUCCUGCGAUGGCGAAUGCGGAGACGCCGAUCGAUGGGUCAGAGCACGAACAGGCGCUUGAGUAUACUAUUGGGAUUGUCGAGGGAGAAGAAGCGAUGGUGGGGAUGAUGGGGGACUUUAAUGCGGAUGCAACGGCCGAAAAUACGCUAGGCCCUUCUGGGAACAUGGACUCUGCGACUACUUUGCCUGUUAUAGUCGUCGAGCAUGCCCCGCGGCCGUAA